AUGAGUGCAAUCGUGGUCCUUCCCAACGGCUCCACGCUUGAUGUGUUACAUACCAGCGCAUCAGACGCCCUGCACGAGCUGUCGACUGUCCAAAUUUCGCUGACUUGGAUACAUGUAAUUAGGAAGUACUGGCUCCUCGGAAAGCUGCGAGAUGCCGAGACUAUUUGCACUAGGGCUGCUGAAUUAUUCCAGCGCGACGCUCUUAGUAUCUCCAAGCUGUCGACUCUCAAGGGAAAUCUCUAUUUGGACAUUGCAAGGGAAUCCCCAAAGAUUUUGCUAUCAAAUCCCAGUGAGGAUGUCCACGCCGGUGACACCAAAUGCCGCAAGGAUUACAUGCUCGCUGCCGCCGCUCAAUUUGUUAGUGCCGAUAAGUCGCUCCAAAGCAUCGGUGAAGUCUCUCAGAUCAAUUCACCACUCUAUCUGGGCAAGGCGUCCUUGCAAUUGGCGCAGGGAAACCUUGAUGAAGCCUUUAAAACGUUUAACGCCAUUCUCAAGAACCAUACUCGCAAUGUCUUUGCUUUGAUGGGCAAAGCAAGAAUAUUGCACGUCAAGCGUCAUUACGCUGAGGCUUUGCGCGUCUAUCAGGAUAUUCUUAGGAUAUCUCCUCGCGUAAAACCAGAUCCAAGGAUCGGCAUUGGUUUAUGCUUUUGGCAACUCAAAUGCCCCCUUGAAGCAAAGGCUGCAUGGGAAAGAAGCGCUGCUCUUAACCCCAAUUUGUACGCUCCACAGCUUCUGUUGGGUCUUCUGAACAUCAACGACGCUAAAAAGCCUGAUGAGCAAGAUCACUACCGUGUUAAGGCGUACAACAGGGGUAUCAGAUACGUACAUACUGCAUAUAAACUCAACGAAAAAAACUCCAACGCCGCAAAUGUUCUAUCGUACUACUUCUUGGGUAAACGGAAGCUUCCAGUGGCAAUAAAGUAUGCUGAACGCGCAAUUCAAUAUGCUGAUGCUAUACCCGUUCUUGUCGAUGCUUACAACAAUUUAGCACGCGUACACCACCUUAGCGGAAAUACUGAUGAAGCUCUUCGCUGCUACAAAGUCGCAUUGGAGCGCUCUCCAAAUAAUAUUGUGGCGCAGCUUGGUCGAGGACAGCUGCUUCUGAACGAUGAAUCAUUAACGCAGGCUGUUCACCAUUUUGAUAAGCUGGUUCAAUCUCAGAGUCAAAAAGGAUUGGCAAAUCCAGAGGCUUUGUUAGUUCUCGCAACUUUGCGCUCAAAAGUUUUGCCUGGUAUAUCUACGAAUGAGCUACAAAAGAACAAAGAAUCCGCUCGCGAGUUGUUCGAUAAGUUUUUGAAAACGGUGUCGAAAGCAUCCUCACCACAUGAAACAGUCAGAGGUCUCGGUAACGAAGCUGAAACUUACGUUGAACUGGCUAGGCUUUGGGAGAAAGACAAUAUAAAGAAAUCCAGUGAGGCUUACGAGCGGGCAUGUAAUGUACGAAAAGAGCAAAAUCUUUCUAUGCCGAUCGAGCUUUUGAACAAUGUUGCAGUGCUUACAGCAAAGAUUGGCAAUGUGGAUAAUGCAGUAUCUUACCUCCAAGAGGCAGUUACUCGACUUGAUAAUGGUGAAUCUAAUACAAGAGACUUUUGCAUUAGGAAUAUAGAUAUCAAGCAACAUAUUUGUACUAUGAAAUACAACUUGGCGCGGAUUCUUGAAGACGGAAAAGAUGUUCAACAUGCCAAGAAACUUUACAUGCAAGUCCUCGAAAUUCAUCCAGAGUACUUUGAAUGUAAAGUGCGACUCGCUUCACUUUAUAUGGAUGAAAACAUGCCAGAUGAAGCUCACACAUUACUCAAGGAGGUGCUCACAACGUGGAAUGACCACAAGAACUUAAGAGCAUUCUACACAAACUUCUUGAUGCGAUAUGAUAUGUCGUCAGCCAAACGGUUCUGCGAUGAUACACUGAAGAAGGUCGCACCGAAUGAUAUCUAUGCACUUUGCGUGUCGGGCUGGGUUACUUAUGUAAAAUCAAGGGAUAUGCGCCCAAAAGUUGGAACCUCAGAAGUGAAAGACCGGGAAAGACAGUUCAGAGAGGCUAUAAUUUACUGGGAGAAGGCUUUGAGGUAUGAUCCAAAAUGUGUUUAUGCCGCUCAAGGACUUGCUAUCGCUAUAGCAGAGAACGUUGUUCCAGAUCCAUCACGUCGAGAUGGUCAAGAGCCAAGUGAAGAAGAAAAUACUAAGGCCAGACGCGAUGCGCUUGGAGUAUUUGCCAAAAUAAGAGACUGUCUGGAUGAGGCAUCAGUUUAUAUCAACAUGGGACAUUGCUUCUACGCUCAGGAUGAAUUUGAUAAGGCGGUUGAAGUCUACGAGCACAGCUUAGCUAGACAUGAGGAGGUAUCGUCGCUGUUACAUGCUUGCAGGGCUAAUUACAGCAAGGGAGUCCAAAAGUCGGAUUUCAAAUUUCUCGAGAAGGCACUGGCUUAUGCUCAAACUGCAACAAAGAAGUCACCUAAGGACAAGUCUGUCAAGUACAAUAUAGCUAUGAUUGAGCAGAAAAUGCUACAAGUAGUGCUGGAUACACCAAUCGAGAAGAGGGCUCUUAGGGAUUUGGAGAGAGCUAUAGAAUUAUCACCAGAAUCACAGGAGUUAUUCGGUCAGUUAGCUGCUGAGGAACCUGCAACAGUGCCAUUUAGCAUAGACCUUGCCGAGCAGCGUCAGGCGUUUGGUGAGGGACUCGCCGUGCGUGGGCCUGGUGAAAUCGAAAAGCAGCAGGCGUAUGAGGCAGAGAAGGUGGAGAAGAGUGAAAAGUACAAACUGGAGAAGGAGGCAGCUCAACAGAAAGCGAAGGAAGAUGAGGCACACAGAUUAGAUAUGAUCAAAAAGCGCAGCGAGGAGUUGGCGGAGAAACGCAAGCAGGCGCAAGAGGACAUAAAGAAUUUACGAGAAACACUUAAGGCAGAAGAAGAAGCCGAGGAGAGGAGUAAGAGCGAGAAGAAAAACAAGACCAAGAGGAAAGGCUCUGAGGAUGGCCAAAGUGGUGAUGAAGAAGCGCCAAAGAAACCUAAGCGCAAGACGAACAAGAAGAAGAAGCUUCGCAAGAAAGCGGGGUCAGACGGCGAAGAGAAUGGAGCUGCACAGGACGAGAAUGGCGCUAAGCAGGAGAAUAGCGCUAAACAGGAGAAUCAAUCAGCGUCUGAGGGCGAAGAUGGGAACGAUGGAGAGGAGAAUGAGAAAGCAAAGCCAUCCAAGCCAAUGAGCCGGAAAAGACCGAGCUCAGUUUCAGAAGAUGCUGAGAGGAAGAAAGCUAAAACGUCGCAGCUUUCCAAAGAGGUAAUCUCAGAUUCUGGAGAAGAAUAA
Molecule: messenger RNA, 3300 nt
Organism: Wallemia ichthyophaga EXF-994
Lineage: Eukaryota; Fungi; Basidiomycota; Wallemiomycetes; Wallemiales; Wallemiaceae
Product: Tetratricopeptide repeat protein 1
Exons: 4
Coding region: 1-3300 (1099 amino acids)
Biological process (GO): regulation of DNA-templated transcription
Cellular component (GO): Cdc73/Paf1 complex
Molecular function (GO): RNA polymerase II complex binding
Source: RefSeq, a predicted model, not a curated record